Messenger RNA from Dacryopinax primogenitus, 831 nucleotides. Its product is annotated as Maf/Ham1. Bases 6 to 746 code for a protein of 246 amino acids. The transcript has 8 exons. Gene Ontology annotation, molecular function: nucleoside triphosphate diphosphatase activity. Lineage: Eukaryota; Fungi; Basidiomycota; Dacrymycetes; Dacrymycetales; Dacrymycetaceae. The record is from RefSeq and is a predicted model, not a curated record.
AGACCAUGCCACACCAUAACCCUGUCCUGGACCAUGCACUGCGCACGCCGGCAUUCAUCAAGCUCGCGGGGAAACGUGUAGUGCUCGCGUCCAACAGUCCCCGAAGGCGCGAGAUCCUCCGAGUCGUCGGACUGGAACCGGAGGUCGUACCCUCGACGUUUGCGGAGAAUCUUUCCCAGAGGGACUUCGAGAGUCCGUAUGAGUACCCGGUCGCGACGGCGACCCACAAGGCUGUGGAAGUCUACGAACGGCUUGUGAAAGAGGAUCCUGAGGAUCCCCCGGAUCUCGUCAUCGCUGCGGACACUGUCGUCCUGUCGUCCGUGACUAUGCCUGUGCCCGGAACGUCCGCUAGCUUGAUCAACGAGCCCAUCCCGGAGAUUCUGGAAAAGCCCAGUUCGCAAGCGGACAACUUGCGCAUGCUGCUGGACCUGAAUGGGCAGAGGUGUGAGGUCGUCACGGGUAUCACGAUCGUGUAUCCCGUCCUAGCGGCGCCUGGUUAUGCUAUUCAAUCAAUCGACGAGCGCUCAUUUGUCUACUUCGCGGACAGCCCCGUUCACCUGCUCGAGGCCUAUGCCGACUGCAGGGAAGGAAUCGACCGUGCAGGUGGCUUCGCUGUCCAGGGUCGUGGGGGUCUGUUGAUCUCGAGAGUGGAAGGAGACUAUAAUAAUGUGGUUGGCUUCCCGGUCACGUCGUUCUUCCACUGGUUAGAGGAGUUGAUUGAGGAAGAUGAGGAUUUCCUCGAGUGAUGGCCUGAAUUCGUACGCUGAAUGGUAUUGGAUUACAUGCAUACAUAGAGAAAGUGUAAGGGAUUGGUAACUGAUAAUUUAACAA